AUGGGUGCUACAUGCAAGUUCAGAGAAAGGGAAAGAGAUAUUAUUUCUCAAGACUCACUGCCGAGUUUGCCUGACCUCAACCCUGAUGCUGAAGGCUAAACUAACUUCCAAUAUAAAGUGUACGGUAAAAGUAAGAAUUCCAGAAAUACUGCCAAUUCUCCGGAAACAUUAGAAAGGCCUCAUUUCUUUAUAAUAUACCCAAAAAAUCAGCAUUAGCGAAAUGACUUAAUAUUACAACUAUAAGACCUUAAUCGAAAUAACAAUUAUUUUAUUGAAGAAUACUCUUAAAUGACAAGCCAAUCAUUAGAAUCUAAAUUUGAAAGUAAUUUUUCAUUGAAUGAAGUGUCUGAAGGAUCAUUCAAUGUUUUUCGUGUAUGA
Molecule: messenger RNA, 378 nt
Organism: Paramecium octaurelia
Lineage: Eukaryota; Ciliophora; Oligohymenophorea; Peniculida; Parameciidae
Source: the annotation of a GenBank genome assembly